This is a messenger RNA of Monoraphidium neglectum, 867 nucleotides long. RefSeq lists its product as hypothetical. The transcript has a single exon. The annotation marks the transcript as partial. Lineage: Eukaryota; Viridiplantae; Chlorophyta; Chlorophyceae; Sphaeropleales; Selenastraceae. The record is from RefSeq and is a predicted model, not a curated record.
AUGUCUGCACGUCGUCGGCGGAAGGACGCCAAUGCAGCCGCAGUGACCGUCGCAACGCCGGCCGCGUGCCGCAUCACCUUCGCUACCAUCUCGGCGCUGAAGCCAGCGGGCGCCGACUCAGACAUGUGGCACGCGCAGCAAAUGCUGGUGCAGCAUGCGCAGCAGCUGCUCGGCGGCCUGCGAAUAGAGCAGGAGGGGCGGCCCCGUGGUCUCCUUCGCCACCACCGUCCCCGUGGCGCGCCACUGGCAUGGCUCCGCAUCGGCAAAAGGGGGCACCAUGCAGGGGACAAGCAGCAGCAUGUUGAGGAGCAGCAGCAGCUGCCUCAGCAGCAGCAGCAGGAGCAGCAGCAGCAGCAGCCACAGAAGCAGCAGCGGGCGGCGCAGAGGCGAUUUCCCCUCUCCGCAAAGCAGCUUGAGGAGCAGCAGCGGCAGCAGCAGGAGCAGGCGGCGGCGCCCGCGAGCGGCAAGGGCGUGCCGAGCGGCCAGAUGCUGGUCGCUGCCGCAACCACCGCGGCGACCACGCUCAUCGCCGCCGCCAGCAGCAGCCUCCCAGGCGCCAAGCACUCCCAGCCCCACCCCCAGGCGGUGCUUGCCGUCACCGCCGCAGCCGGCGGCUGCGCGGGCGCCCCGCCGGAGGGCGUGCAGCGCAACCAGCUGCGGCACCGGCGCAAGGGCGACGCACCGCAGGACGACAAGGGGGAUGACGUGGUGUGCGUCGAGGCGCUGGAGGGGGGCCGACGGCGGGUGUACCGGCUGCGGUGCGGCUACGAGGGCGGGCGGCACUGGCACGGCUUCGACAUGGUGGAAGACGAGCAGACGCACCAGGGGCGUGCGAAGGAGCUAGUGAAGAGCUAUUUGCUGCCGCAG